This is a messenger RNA of Vigna angularis (adzuki bean), 2920 nucleotides long. RefSeq lists its product as uncharacterized. Gene Ontology annotation, biological process: signal transduction. Bases 1103 to 2596 code for a protein of 497 amino acids. The record is from RefSeq and is a predicted model, not a curated record. Gene Ontology annotation, molecular function: oxidoreductase activity. Gene Ontology annotation, cellular component: cytoplasm. The transcript has a single exon. NCBI's taxonomy places the organism in Eukaryota, Viridiplantae, Streptophyta, Magnoliopsida, Fabales, Fabaceae.
AUAAAUCUCAUAAAUGAAAUGAACCCAGACCCUUCUAUCAUCAAUGUUUCAAUUUAAGUUUGUUGUUGUUAGGAAUAAAAAAGGGAAGUAACCUAAUACCGAACGGUAAGGAAGGGCACAGUGAGGCCGAACGGUUCAAGAGAGGAGAAGCCGAACGGUAUGGACAGGGGGAAGUAUAGACCAAACGGUAUCCAGAAGGGAGGGAAGUAGAGGCGGAGUGGUAUGAUUAAACUAAUACCAAACGGUUGAUAAAAGGGAGGAUGGACUCGAAAGCCGAACAAUAUAUAUACGCUAGUACCGAACGAUUAUUAGUAGAAGCAGAUUGGAUUAUCAGAAAUGUUAGGGUGAGGGAAGGCAACACUAUAAAUAGUCUUCUUGUAACUCUAUUCAAUGAGGUUAUUUCAUUUUGAGUAUAGACUGGGCAUAUUUGCCAGUGGAGGAAGAUAGGCUUCUUUGGGGGAGAUUACACUUGUAAUUUUCUAUACUUUACAAAAUCAAUAAUACAUACAUACAUACUUUCAUUUAUGUUGUUCUAGUGUUUGAGUGAGAAGAGAGCAUAGAUUUAGGUUACUCGCAUAAAGUAACCUAACAGAUUGGUCCAACCUGCCGGAUCUGUUUCGGAGGGAAGAAGAACGAGCGAGGACAAUCGAUAGCAUGAAGAAUGGAGGGGAAAUUAAAUGCACUUGAAGGAAGAAUGGUGAUGAUGGAGUCGUCAAUGGAGGAAGUGAAGGCGGAGGUGCGAGCAAUGACUCUCGCGUUCCAACGAGCUUCAGGACGACGCACCAGGAACCAACAUAAGAGAUCUGAAGGAAGACGUGAUUUUGUCAAUGCUGGACGCACACAACGACCGCCGGAAAACUCGGAGGUGGAAUCGAAAGAAGACAGAGGAGAAGUUUGACGUAGUUGGAGAAAGCGCGUUGAACUACCCACAUUUGAAGGUGCGGAUCCUACGGACUGGAUCGCACAGGCAGAGGAAUUCUUCGAUCUCCAGAGCAUGACGGAGAAGGAGAAGAUGAAGCUCGUCUACAGAUGCAUAGAGGAAGGUUUGGCGAGCUAUUGGUUCCGCUUCUGACGGAAGAAAACUAGGCAUCCGACUUGGAAGAUGUUCACUGACUUGGAAGAAAACUCGUUGAUUUGUGCUCAGUGGGGCCUUGAGUUGGGGCGGGCCUUGAGUUGGAGCGAUGCGGUGAACAGUGAUUGCCCUUUUUAUGACAUAGUCACGGAACAAAAAGUUCAUGCAAAUAUGGAUGAACCACUUGAAGCUGAAUAUAAUACCACUAUGGAUGACAUGGUAUUGGGUGUUGCUCAGAAAGGUGAACAAGCAAGGAAAAUGUGUCUUGAAGACGGUUUAAAAUAUGGCCUCAAGAUUCGGCGUACUGCACGCACCGAACGUAGUGAAGAAACAGAACAAAAAAGGUGUGCAGAAAUGAUGGAUGCCAUGAAGAAGGUGGCGAAGCUGGACGUUGAGCGGAGGGUGGAAGAGAGGAACUUGUUCUCUGUUGGAUACAAAAAUGUGGUGGGGUCAAGGAGAGUUUUAUGGAGGAUUUUGUCAUCAAUAGAGCAGAAAGAGGAGUCAAAAGGGAAUGAGUUGAAUAAUAAGCACAUAAGAGAUUAUAGGCACAAGGUCGAGUUGGAGCUGUCUAAUACUUGCAGUGAUGUAAUUUUUUAUGAGCAUCUUAUCCCAUCCACUAAUAUUGCGGAGUCCAAGAUGUUUUAUUAUAAGAUGAAAGGAGACUAUUACCGGUAUUUGGCUGAAUUCAAAGCUGGUAAUGAGAAAAUGGAAGUAGUAGAUCAAUCACUUAAAGCAUAUCAAACAGCUGCUACCACUGUUGAGAGUGAAUUACAACCUACACAUCCUAUUCGUUUGGGUCUGGCUCUAAAUGUCUCUAUGUUUUAUUAUGAGAUAAUGAAUUCACCUGAAAGGACUUGCCAUCUUGCUAAGCAAGUGUUUGAUGUUGCCUAUGUUGUGACUGAUUGGGGUAGGAAUCCUUUUAACUAUGGUGCUUAUUCUUAUGUUGCGAUUGGAGCCUCAGGAAAAGACUAUGAUAUAUUAGGGAUACCAGUUGAUAACUACUUGUUUUUUGCUGGUGAAGCAACCUGCCAUGAGCAACCAGAUACUGUUGGUGGUACAGUGAUGAGUGGACUAAGAGAGUCUAUUCACAUAAUUGACGUUUUGAGCACCGAAAAGGAUUAUAUUGCUGAGGUAGAGGCAUUGGAAGCUACACGGGAGCAGUUAGACACCGAAAAGGAUGAAGUGAGGGAUAUAAUAAAGAGACUUGAUGCAGUGAGGUUAUCGGAAUCGUCCCUUGCUAAGUCCAUUUCUGAAAUGCUGGAAGUUAAUAGAAUCCAGGAAGAAUGGAAGUCAGUGGAGGAGGAUUUGCCACCACCCAAGCCUCCAGACCUGAAUUGGAGGGCGCCACCGAAGAAGAAGAGCAUUAGAUCAAAUAACAGCUCGCUGACUUCAACCUUGAGGACAAGGUUGAUUUUGAGGGGUGAGGUAAUGUUAGGAAUAAAAGAGGGAAGUAACCUAAUAUCAAACGGUAAGGAAGGGCAAAGUGAGGCCGAACGGUUCAUGAGAGGAGAAGUCGAACAUUAAGGCAAGUGAGGCCGAACAAUUCAUGAGAGGAGAAGCCGAACGGUAUGGAUAGGGGGAAGUAUAGACCAAACGGUAUCCAGAAGGGAGGAAGGAAGUAGAGGCGGAGUGGUAUGAUUAAACUAAUACCGAACGGUUGAUAAAAGGGAGGAUGGGCUCGAAGACCGAACGGUAUAUAUACGCUAGUACCAAACGGUUAUUAGUAGAAGCAGAUUGGGUUAUCAGAAAUGUUAGGGCGCGGGAAGGCGACACUAUAAAUAGUUUUCCUGUAACUCUAUUCAAUGAGGUUAUUUCAUUUUGAGUAUAGACUGGACAUAUUUGUCAGUG